This is a messenger RNA of Dipodomys spectabilis (banner-tailed kangaroo rat), 1616 nucleotides long. It is a transcript of the gene Cpsf4, whose product is annotated as cleavage and polyadenylation specific factor 4. Bases 68 to 877 code for a protein of 269 amino acids. Gene Ontology annotation, cellular component: mRNA cleavage and polyadenylation specificity factor complex. Lineage: Eukaryota; Metazoa; Chordata; Mammalia; Rodentia; Heteromyidae. Gene Ontology annotation, molecular function: zinc ion binding; RNA binding. The record is from RefSeq and is a predicted model, not a curated record. The transcript has 8 exons.
GCGGCGGCGUGAGGGCGGCCGGGGAUCUGAGGGGGCAGCCGGGCCGAGUGGGGCCGCCGCCGCCACCAUGCAGGAGAUCAUCGCCAGCGUGGACCACAUCAAGUUCGACCUGGAGAUCGCCGUGGAGCAGCAGCUCGGGGCGCAGCCGCUGCCCUUCCCGGGCAUGGACAAGUCCGGGGCUGCUGUCUGCGAAUUCUUUUUGAAAGCUGCCUGUGGCAAAGGGGGUAUGUGCCCAUUCCGCCACAUCAGCGGUGAGAAGACAGUGGUGUGCAAGCACUGGCUGCGAGGGCUGUGCAAGAAAGGGGACCAGUGUGAGUUCUUACAUGAGUAUGACAUGACCAAGAUGCCCGAGUGCUACUUCUACUCCAAGUUUGGGGAAUGCAGCAACAAGGAGUGUCCCUUCCUGCACAUUGACCCUGAGUCCAAGAUUAAGGACUGCCCUUGGUACGACCGUGGCUUCUGCAAGCAUGGUCCCCUGUGCAGGCACCGGCACACACGGAGAGUCAUCUGUGUAAAUUACCUCGUCGGAUUCUGCCCGGAGGGACCCUUGUGUAAAUUCAUGCACCCUCGAUUUGAACUGCCCAUGGGAACCACUGAGCAGCCCCCACUGCCGCAGCAGACGCAGCCACCGACAAAGCAAAGUAACAAUCCGCCAUUACAAAGGUCGUCCUCCCUGAUCCAGUUAACGAGUCAGAACUCUUCUCCCAAUCAGCAGAGAGCCCCGCAGGUCAUCGGGGUCAUGCAGAGUCAGAACAGCAGUGCAGGCAACCGGGGACCCCGGCCGCUGGAGCAGGUCACCUGUUACAAGUGUGGUGAAAAAGGACACUAUGCCAACAGAUGCACCAAAGGGCACUUGGCCUUUCUCAGUGGACAGUGACAGCAGCUGGAGCCAGCUCAGAGCAGCCCAAGGGGCCCUGCUGGGAGUGUGCACUUGACUACUGGAUGUAGUGUUGGUGGGACUCUGGCCGAGCCUGCGGGCACCUGUGCAGGGCCACAGUGGGGCCCUCUCUUGGUCUAUCUUUGUGCUGUAAGUUAAGGGACACAUGUUUCAGUGGGGCUCCCAAGUGACCACCACAUUUGCCUGGGCACCAGGGCCUUUUGCUGGGCCUUCCUUAAUACCAGCCUUGGGGGGAGGGGGGAGAGGAUAGUGCUUGAGGCAAAAGGCUCUUGGGUAUGGAAGAUGGCCUUUCUUCUCAGGGCAGCUCAUGUGAGCCUGUGGGCUGGUCGUGUCAGCUUCUUCACACUUGGCAUCAUGAGUCCUGAAGCCACCCAUAUGAUCUGAAUGAGGGCAUCUUCCCCGCCAAGUCCAGUCACUUCCUGCCCUGUCUGGCCCUGGGCUCACUCCUGUGGAGCACCCUGCCUAACAGUGCUUAAAGUACACUUUCAGCUGGAAUCACAGACCACCCCUUAAAUAGCUGACCCAAUCCUUCUGCGCCUACCUCCUGCCAAUGGAGCAUCUGUACUGUCACUCAGACAUGGGGCAUGCGGAGGAAACCACCCCAUCUUGGAGCCUAGAAAAUGUGAAACCAUCACCUGCAGCCUGCUGGGCAAGUGGGCCUAUCCCAGUUCAACCACAACACCAUUUUUAUGAAGUUGAUUAAAGCUUGUUUUUUAAA